Oncorhynchus gorbuscha (pink salmon) is the source of this 1290-nucleotide messenger RNA. Its product is annotated as cathepsin Z. Gene Ontology annotation, cellular component: lysosome. The record is from RefSeq and is a predicted model, not a curated record. Gene Ontology annotation, molecular function: cysteine-type endopeptidase activity. Bases 15 to 926 code for a protein of 303 amino acids. Lineage: Eukaryota; Metazoa; Chordata; Actinopteri; Salmoniformes; Salmonidae. The transcript has 6 exons.
AGAAGUACAGCAACAUGGCGUCAGCUGUCACAGUGUUUAUGUUGUCAUGUUUGUCCAACGUAUUAUUUAUUUUGGAAGCAGUGGACAACGAUUUCCUGAGUACGUUAGGCGCAUGCUACAAACCUAUCCGGGACGGUAGACCUACAUCUGUCAAGACAUAUCCCCGACCACAUGAAUACCUUGAUGUGUCUGAGCUACCAGCAGUUUGGGACUGGAGAAACAUUGAGGGGAAAAACUAUGCCAGCAUCACGAGGAACCAACACAUUCCACAGUACUGCGGCUCGUGCUGGGCCAUGGGAUCUAGCAGUGCAAUUGCCGACCGUAUCAACAUCAAGCGUGGUGGUACGUGGCCAUCAGCCUAUCUGUCUGUCCAGAACGUGAUAGACUGUGGCCAUGCUGGGUCCUGCUACGGAGGAGACCACACAGGGGUGUACCAAUACGCUCACCAGAAGGGCAUCCCCGACGAGACAUGCAACAACUAUCAGGCUAAGAACCAAAAGUGUGAGCUGUUCAACCAGUGUGGGACGUGUUCCUCUGAUGCGUGUGCUGUGGUGCAGAACUACACCCUGUGGAAGGUAGGAGACUACGGGGAGGUGUCAGGACGAAACCAGAUGAAGGCUGAGAUAUACACCAACGGGCCAAUCAGCUGCGGUGUGAUGGCUACGAAGGGCCUGGAGGCGUAUCGUGGUGGUGUGUUUGCCGAGUUCCACCCCUUGUCUCUAAUGAACCAUAUCAUCUCAGUAGCAGGCUGGGGGGUGGCGGAGGACGGGACAGAGUACUGGGUGGUCCGCAACUCCUGGGGAGAACCUUGGGGAGAGUACGGCUGGGCGAGGAUCGUAACCAGUGCUUAUAAAGGAGGGAAAGGUAACUGGUACAACCUGGCCAUAGAGAAGAGCUGUGCUUACGGAGACCCCAUCGUUACGUAGAGGACAAGAGGAAACAAUCAUAACCAUAACCAUCAGCCGACUGACCUGAUCACUGAAUAUUAAUACUGGAGAAUACCGUCUUAGAGUCAAGAUGCUGAUCUAGGAUCAGUUUAGCCUAUUAGAUUGUAGUGAAUAAGAACUUCAUGGACAGAGAGGGUCUGAUCCGAGAUCAGCACUCCUACUGUGAGACGCUUUGUGAAUAUAGGACCUGGACGCUACCUCGUCCUUCAUUCGUAGCGCCUCUCCUCCUCUCCUACCUCCUUCUCUCCUCCUCACCUACCUCCUCUCUCCUCCUCUCCUACCUCCGCUCUCCUCCUCCUCUCCCAACUCCUCUCUCCUGCUCUCUCCUCCUCUCCCAACUCCU